AGUGUCGAAAAUAGCAUCGGUCGUAUCGACCCAUCUCUCGAAUCCUCGCACUUAACGAGGCCUCCUUCCUUCAACGAAAGGCAGCAAUUUUUUCUCACCUCAAAAUCACAUCGCAUCACAAACCAAACAAAACAUAACAAUCAGAGAUGGAUUGAUUGUAUGAGUGAAGACUGAGGCAUAGAAAAUGUUGCAGAGCUGCAAUGUCCCCUCUCUCUCUACGGCUGGGACAGGGGAGCCUCUCCUCCAUGCUCGCUUUCUCUCUCUAAAAUCUGCCAGAAAGGUUUCCCUGCUGUGCUCUUCUUCCUCUCCGUCCUCCUUUCCUUUGUCGGUGAGGUCGAGGAGCUCGGAUCUCAAGCAUCAGAGCCCUAAUUCUAGCGAGCGGAGCUUGGCUGAUCGCCUUCGCCUUGGUAGCUUGUUGCCGGAUGGCCUCUCUUUCAAGGAGAAUUUCAUUGUCAGGUGUUAUGAGGUCGGUAUCAACAAGACUGCAACUGUUGAGACCAUGGCCAAUCUCUUGCAGGAAGUUGGAUGUAAUCAUGCUCAAAGUGUUGGCUUCUCCACUGAUGGUUUUGCUACUACUCCUACCAUGAGAAAGAGGCAUCUCAUAUGGGUUACUGCUCGCAUGCAUAUUGAAAUCUACAAGUAUCCUGCUUGGGGUGAUGUAGUGGAAAUUGAAACCUGGUGCCAAGGGGAAGGAAGAAUUGGUACCAGACGUGAUUGGAUUCUUAAGGACUUCGCAACAGAUAUGGUUAUUGGUAGAGCCACCAGCAAAUGGGUGAUGAUGAACCAAGAUACGAGGCGUCUAGAGAAAGUCACAGAUGAUGUUAGGGAUGAGUACCUGAUUUAUUGUCCGCGUACUCCUAGAUUAGUUUUUCCAGAGGAGGGCAAUAGCAGUUUGAAGAAAAUUCCUAAGCUUGAAGAUCCCACUCAGCAUUCACGAUUAAAACUUGUGCCUAGGAGAGCAGAUCUAGACAUGAACCAGCAUGUCAACAAUGUCACCUACAUAGGAUGGGUACUUGAGAGCAUGCCCCAAGAGAUUCUCGACAGUCAUGAGCUGCAGAAGAUAACACUUGAUUACAGAAGGGAAUGCCAACACGAUGACAUGGUAGACUCUCUCACCAGCAUCGAGUUGGAUGAUUCCAUAGAUGCUUUACAAUACAAUGGGAGUACAGCAAUUACAAAUGGGUCUCCCAAUGCGAGGCAACAAAAUGAGAGCUCAGACUGCGUCCAGUUCUUGCAUAUGCUGCGCUUAUCUAAAGAUGGAUUUGAGAUUAACAGGGGUCGCACUGAGUGGAGAAGAAAGCUUUCAAGAUAGCUUGUGAAUCUGCCUUCUCAUUAUUACGUGUGGCAAGAGCGGGCAUCUGUUCAUGCUGGCAGCGAACACACAUAAUUUUGUGUCUACAAAUUUAAUUUGGCGGCUUGGCUGGGUGAGCAUGGUGUCAAAGCCUUCAGAUCAAGGAAGCGUUGUUUCUUGUUUAUGUGGCACUUAGAAUUAGCACUAUGGUAGUGGAUGAACUUUGAAUUUGGCUUCGAACCUGAGGGGCUCGGUAUAUUUUUGUCUUGCUGCUUUCUGUAGCUUUUCUCCAUUAUUCUUGUACUAAGCGUUGUUUUAGCCACCUAUCGAUUUUGAAGAAGUGAACCAAGAAGAUUGUUUCCUUUCAUUUUUUAUUUUUUUAUCAGUGACCAAAUUUCAUUUUAAUAAAUUGGGAGUACACAGCUAUC
Molecule: messenger RNA, 1719 nt
Organism: Amborella trichopoda
Lineage: Eukaryota; Viridiplantae; Streptophyta; Magnoliopsida; Amborellales; Amborellaceae
Product: oleoyl-acyl carrier protein thioesterase, chloroplastic
Biological process (GO): fatty acid biosynthetic process
Molecular function (GO): acyl carrier activity; fatty acyl-[ACP] hydrolase activity
Source: RefSeq, a predicted model, not a curated record